Molecule: messenger RNA, 618 nt
Organism: Anisakis simplex (herring worm)
Lineage: Eukaryota; Metazoa; Nematoda; Chromadorea; Rhabditida; Anisakidae
Source: the annotation of a GenBank genome assembly
CGAACUCGAAAUUGUGGCAAUGCAAAAUUUCAGGAUUUGUUCAAAAUCAGCUCAGCAGCGGAUAUAUAUCCAUGGAUGACAUCAACAAGUAGUCAUGAAGUGUCCACCUCAACGGCAAAGUCCUCAUCGACAAGACAUUCCUUAUUAUCUCAAUCUCAAUCAACACCCGCAAACAAAACAACAACACCCACAACAACAACAACAACUACAACAGAAUCUCCUAAAAUCAUUGACGAAAGACAAUCGCAGCAGCUGACUGAUGAUUGUAAAACGUUACGAGAGAACGGUGCCGAAAAAUCAGGUAUUUAUCGGUUAUGGUUGCCCAAAAUUGGAAGUUUUGAGGCCUACUGUGAUAUGGAGACUGAUGGUGGAGGAUGGACUAUAAUACAACGGUCGGUUGUGAAAACAUUCCUUGUUAUGAAUAAGUAUGAAGACGGUUUCGGAAAUUUAAGUUCGUCCUACUGGCUUGGACUGAAAAAGGUAUUCGUUUCCUCAGUUUUGCCCAAAUUACGUCACAAGUCGAUCACAUUAUCCUCAAUAUUGCUGCGCACGUGCGAUUUGCGUUGUUGGAAGUUCAUGAUGGGAUUUGAGUGGUUUAUAAAUAAUCUGAAUGCAUAA